Rubroshorea leprosula is the source of this 1756-nucleotide messenger RNA. The record is from the annotation of a GenBank genome assembly. NCBI's taxonomy places the organism in Eukaryota, Viridiplantae, Streptophyta, Magnoliopsida, Malvales, Dipterocarpaceae.
CACUGCAACUAAAAAUCCUCAAAAGCUAGAUUCAUGGGAUCACUUUCUGCCUUGGACCAGCCGCUGCAAUAUCCGAUUGCUCGGAGAGACGAGUCUGUUGUCGACGACUAUCACGGCGAAAAGAUUCCCGAUCCUUACCGAUGGUUCGUCGCAGAACCCAGCGCCUGGGUUCAUCGCGAACCCAGGCGCUGGGUUCGCCUCAGAACCCAAGCGCGGGGUUUGCCGCGAACCCAGCUCCUGGAGGUUUUGCUUCAUUCCAAUGUACUUGGUGAAGACGGAACUGUGUCCUGGAACAAAAUGUCUGUCAGCAAGGAUGGCAGGUACCAGGCAUAUGGGCAUAGUUCAAGUGGUAGUGAUUGGGUAACCAUCAAAGUAAAACGCAUUGAGGGUAAGAGUGAGACAUUUGAGCCUGAUACUUUACAAUGGGUCAAGUUUUCCCCUGUUAACUGGACUCAUGAUAGCAAAGGCUUUUUCUAUAGCCGCUAUCCAGCUCCCAAAUGGGGAGAGAACAUAGAUGCUGGGACAGAAACCAAUGCAAACCUCUAUCAUGAGCUUUAUUAUCAUUUCUUGGGUACGGAUCAAUCAGAAGAUAUUUUAUGCUGGAGAGAUUCUGAAAAUCCUAAGUUCAUGUUUGAAGGUUUUGUUACGGAGGACGGGAAGUUAACAAAGUAUAUAUACCACUGCGACAUGUCUGCACUUCCUGAAGGUCUUCAAGGUUUUAGGGGAAAAGAUUUGCUGCUCCCAUUUGUUAAACUGAUAGAUCAAUUUGAUGCACUGUAUAGAGCUAUUGCAAAUGAUGACACAUUAUUUACUUUCCGGACUAGUAAAGGUGCACCAAGAUACAAAUUAGUCCAUGUUGAUCUAAAGGAACCAAAUAAUUGGAUUGACGUUAUCCCAGAGUCUGAAAAAGAUGUCCUUGAAUCAGCAGAUGCUGUUAAUGGUAAUAAGAUGAUUGUGAGGUAUCUAAGCAAUGUGAGGAAUGUGCUUGAGAUAAGGGAUUUAAAAACAGGUUCAUUUCUGCAUCAGUUACCACUUGGCAUUGGGACAGUUCAUCAGAUUACUGCUAAGCGGGAAGAUGAUAAGUUUUUUAUUUAUUUUUCAAGCUUCCUUACUCCUGGUAUUACAUAUGAGUGCAACUUAGGAGCUGCAGGUCCUGAUAUGAAGAUAAUCCAUGAAAUUUCUGUACCUGGAUUUGAUCACACAGAAUUUGAUUUCCAUCAGGUUUUUGUCCCCAGUAAGGAUGGUACCAAAAUCCCAAUGUUCAUUAUGGGCAAAAAGAAUGUUGAUUUGGAUGGAUCACACCCUUGUUUAUUACAUGGAUAUGGUGGAUUUAACUCCAGUAACACAGCAUCAUUCGAUGAAUUUCACAUUUUACUAGCUAGGCAUUUAGGUGCCUUUAUCUGUAUUGCAAACAUUCGUGGUGGGGGAGAAGUAUCUCAUAUCAGCCGGCUAUACCCAGUCAAGCAAGUUGUGUAUUGAAGGUUCGAGCAAUGGUGGGCUUCUAAUUGGAGCUUGCAUAAAUCAGAGACCUGAUCUUUUUGGUUGUGCUUUGGCUCAUGUUGGUGUGAUGGACAUGCUACGUUUUCACAAGUUUACCAUAGGCCAUGCAUGGACGUCUGAUUAUGGUUGUUCGGAAAAUAAAGAAGAAUUCCAUUGCCUAAUCAAGUAUUCACCACUGCAUAAUGUAAGGAGACCAUGGGAACACUCUGAUAAACCAUCACAGCAUCCAUGCACAAUGCUAUUGACUGCUGAUCAU